This is a messenger RNA of Durio zibethinus, 1924 nucleotides long. RefSeq names its product ATP binding protein (gene HCF101). Gene Ontology annotation, molecular function: 4 iron, 4 sulfur cluster binding; ATP binding; ATP-dependent FeS chaperone activity. NCBI's taxonomy places the organism in Eukaryota, Viridiplantae, Streptophyta, Magnoliopsida, Malvales, Malvaceae. Gene Ontology annotation, biological process: iron-sulfur cluster assembly. The record is from RefSeq and is a predicted model, not a curated record. Gene Ontology annotation, cellular component: chloroplast stroma.
UCUUAUACUUUAAUUUUGAUAACAAUGAACAAAAAGAAAAGGGUUGUCUCCUUUCCUUCCGCUCUAAAAUGCAAAUUCUUCAUGCUACAUCUUGGCCUUAUCUCUCCUUUCAAACUACAAAGCAACAUUCAAAAGGAGGACUGCUUCUUGAGAGAUGUCUUCAACCAUCAACUGCCAACUGCUUCUUUCAGCUUCAGAAGCUGGAAAGGUCGAUAUGGGUAUCACAUAAACGGUCCAUUUUUAGCUGCUUUGCACCAAAAGCUGCCUCUGUUGAAGCUGUUUCUUCAGCAACAUCAAUUGGAACAGCUGAGGGUGAUGUAUUAAAAGCUUUGUCUCAAAUCAUUGAUCCGGACUUUGGAACAGAUAUUGUCUCCUGUGGUUUUGUGAAAGAUCUGCUCAUUGAUGAAGCUUCAGGAGAGGUUUCCUUUGGCUUGGAACUCACAACACCAGCAUGUCCAAUCAAGGACAUGUUUGAGCAGCAAGCAAAUGAGGUGGUGGCUAGGCUUGCCUGGGUCAAAAAGGUCAAUGUGACCAUGUCAGCACAACCAGCAAAACCUAUUUUUGCUGGGGAACUUCCAGCAGGUCUGCAGAGGAUUUCAAAUAUUGUGGCAGUUUCAAGUUGCAAGGGAGGUGUAGGAAAAUCAACAAUUGCUGUAAAUCUUGCAUAUACUUUGGCUGGAAUGGGGGCUAGAGUAGGUAUUUUUGAUGCUGAUGUUUAUGGACCAAGUUUACCGACAAUGGUCUCCCCUGAAAACCGAUUGCUAGAGAUGAACCCAGAAAAGAGAACCAUCAUUCCAACUGAUUAUUUAGGAGUUAAGUUGGUAUCCUUUGGAUUUGCCGGACGAGGUCGUGCAAUAAUGCGAGGUCCAAUGGUUUCUGGGGUCAUCAAUCAACUUCUGACAACCACUGAGUGGGGAGAGCUUGAUUAUCUUGUUAUUGACAUGCCUCCUGGAACUGGUGAUAUCCAGCUUACUCUAUGCCAGGUAGUCCCAUUAACAGCUGCUGUUAUUGUUACCACCCCUCAGAAGCUAGCAUUCAUUGAUGUUGCGAAAGGAGUUCGCAUGUUUUCGAAGCUUAAGGUGCCAUGUGUUGCUGUGGUUGAAAAUAUGUGCCACUUUGAUGCGGAUGGGAAACGCUACUACCCAUUUGGUAGAGGUUCAGGCUCUCAGGUUGUCCAGCAGUUUGGGAUCCCUCAUCUGUUUGAUCUUCCCAUUAGACCAACUCUUUCUGCUUCUGGUGAUAGUGGAAUGCCUGAAGUGGUGGCUGAUCCUCAAGGUGAAGUUGCCAAGACAUUUCAGAACCUUGGAGUAUGUGUUGUGCGACAGUGUGCCAAGAUUCGCCAGCAAGUAUCAACAGCAGUUACCUAUGACAAAUCCAUCAAGGCCAUAAAGGUUAAGGUACCUGAUUCAGAGGAAGAAUUCCUUCUGCAUCCUGCAACAGUAAGAAGGAAUGACCGCUCUGCCCAAAGUGUGGAUGAGUGGACUGGGGAACAAAAACUGCAGUAUGGUGACAUUCCAGAAGAUAUUGAACCUGAUGAAAUUCGGCCCAUGGGUAACUAUGCUGUGUCAAUAACAUGGCCAGAUGGAUUUAGCCAGAUUGCUCCCUAUGAUCAGCUCCAGAUGAUAGAGCGUUUAGUUGAUGUUCCUCAACCAACACCUGUGCAAUCAUGAUAAUUUCCUCUUCACUUGUGGCGUAUUUUGAUCGACACCUUGAUUCCACCAAACAAGGCCUGUCUGCUGUGUGCAUUCUCCGACUGUUGGGGUCAAAUGAAACUAAAGGGAGGCUAGGAUUCACAGUUACCUCGAUUGUAAAAACUAGAGCUUAAAUGUGAUUCUAGGCAUAUAUAUAUAUAUAUAUAUAUUUAUAUGUAUAUGUACACCAUAAUUUUACAAGCAAAAAUGGAUACCUCUCCAUUUCUAUAAAA